CUAUUGGAGUCCGGUCCCAUGGACAGGGGCGGCUUAGCCCAGGGCCGAACAGGUGACCAAAUAGUUCCGAACGAACCGCUCUGGGCCCUCGACUCGAUCAAUAAUAGUCCGCCCCAAACGGCCCUGUAUUCAUAUUGCUACAACCCGAACUAUUGGCAAGGGCAGGCGACCAGUCCGACGGAUAACUGCGCUCAAUUGCAGAUGCAGACGAACGAUCUCGAUUCCUACAAGCACGACUUCGAGCGGCUGCACGGCUACGCGCCCGCCGGUUAUAGCGACUCGAACGGGAAUGAAGCGACGAACACGGCGGCCGGGAACUGUUCGGCCGGCGGAAACGAUGCGUUUAUGCGACCGCCUCUCUGGGAAGAUAUCGCUUCUAGCAUACAGAAUAUCGAUCCUGAAAAUGCUGACAUGCUCACUGUGGCCCACGUUAAGGUGGAAGAACUGGAUGAUCUCGACUCCGGACAGCUGCCUAGUCCUUUACUGAGUCCUUUAGAAAUAAAAACUGAAAAGAAUUCGCAACUGCAUCAUCUCGACGUGUCUCACUUACUUCAGUCACAUAAUAAUAAUAAUAAUGAACAUCAUCAGACGCAAAAUCACUCUUUGCAUUCGUUGCAAACGACGCACGAUUUAAACGCAGCACAGGGCGGGUUACCUUAUCAUGGAAUGAAUACUCAUUCGCAACAUCAAACACAUCAACAGCAGCAGAUAUUCUGUAAUCCUUUGUUGCAAAAUUACUCGAAUAAACAAUAUGGAACACAUAGUCCGCCUUAUCCAGCAGGUCCUGUAUCUCGGCUCAUGUAUUCUUCGCCCCUCACACCGCCUAGUUCCGACCCUGGCAGCCCAGGAAAUACUUUACAACCCCCGAGAAGGACCCCACCGCCGCCUUAUCCCGUACCAGCGCACAUGCGCCUUCACAAUCCCCACGUGCAUCGGCAUUUGCAAACCUCAAGUCACCAUCAAGGAUCAUCACAUAAUCACCACCAAAUGACAACACAAGGUCAUCAACAUAAUGCAACAACAGGGCAAACUGUACCUGUCGGACAUCACACAUCACAAGGACCUUUGCAACAAAAUACGAGUCAUCAACAUAAUCAAUCCAUGGCUCAAGGUCACCAACAAACUAAUCCAGGACAUCAACAACGGAAUGGUGGACAAACUGUUCCUACACCGAGAUACACUAGAAGGAAUAACCCAGAAUUGGAGAAACGGAGGGUUCAUCAUUGUGAUUUUUUAGGCUGCACAAAAGUUUAUACUAAAAGUUCGCACCUGAAAGCUCAUCAAAGGAUACAUACGGGUGAGAAGCCGUACACCUGCCAGUGGCCGGACUGCGAGUGGCGGUUUGCCCGCUCCGACGAACUCACCCGUCAUUACCGAAAGCACACGGGCGCUAAGCCGUUCAAGUGCGGAGUCUGCGAACGCAGUUUCGCCCGAUCGGACCACUUGGCUCUGCACAUGAAAAGACAUCUACCUAAAAAUAAAUAAAAUAUCUAAGAAGAUCUGGAAUUGAGCGAAACGACGCCCUCUUGGUAAUUUUGAUUCUAUGAAGGACGUGUUGUUUCUAGUUGUAUUUCGUAUUAGAUUUAAAGAUCCGUACUUAAAAUCAAUGCUAUUAUUGAUUAAAAAUAAUAGUACAUAAUAUAUAUGUUUAAAAUAUAUUAGACACAUUAA
Ctenocephalides felis (cat flea) is the source of this 1671-nucleotide messenger RNA. RefSeq names its product dendritic arbor reduction protein 1-like. Gene Ontology annotation, biological process: regulation of transcription by RNA polymerase II. Gene Ontology annotation, molecular function: DNA-binding transcription factor activity, RNA polymerase II-specific; RNA polymerase II cis-regulatory region sequence-specific DNA binding. Bases 19 to 1485 code for a protein of 488 amino acids. The transcript is spliced from 7 exons. The record is from RefSeq and is a predicted model, not a curated record. Lineage: Eukaryota; Metazoa; Arthropoda; Insecta; Siphonaptera; Pulicidae.